Sardina pilchardus (European sardine) is the source of this 1247-nucleotide messenger RNA. It is a transcript of the gene rab19, whose product is annotated as ras-related protein Rab-19. Gene Ontology annotation, cellular component: Golgi apparatus. Bases 171 to 875 code for a protein of 234 amino acids. NCBI's taxonomy places the organism in Eukaryota, Metazoa, Chordata, Actinopteri, Clupeiformes, Clupeidae. Gene Ontology annotation, molecular function: GTP binding; GTPase activity. Gene Ontology annotation, biological process: vesicle-mediated transport. The transcript has 5 exons. The record is from RefSeq and is a predicted model, not a curated record.
UUCUGAGCAGCUGAGUCCAAAGGUCGCCACUGAAGACAGUUAGUGUUGUGUACACUAAACAUGUGCAACGCUGGAAGGAGGAGCUCAGUUUCUUAUGUACUCGAUGGACUUAAGAGUCAUGUUGUCAUUUAUUUCAAUAAGCUACUGAAAAUAAUAGCAGUUCCCCUAAGAUGCAGUGGUGCAGGUGGAUGGGAAACCGAAAGUCAAACACAAGAAGCCAGCCCACGGAGAUGGAGCUGGAGGAGGACACCUGUGACUUCCUCUUCAAGAUCAUCCUCAUCGGAGACACCAACGUGGGCAAGACUUGUGUGGUCCACAGUUUCAAGUCGGGAUUGUUUCUUGAAAGGCAGCAGAACACUAUAGGAGUGGACUUCACAGUUCGAACUUUGGACAUUGAUGGCAAAAAGGUCAAGAUGCAGGUUUGGGAUACAGCAGGGCAAGAGCGUUUUAGGACCCUCACCCAGGGCUACUACCGGAAUGCCCAUGGUGCCAUGAUCGCCUAUGACCUGACCCGCCAUAGCACCUUCGAAUCUCUGCCUCAUUGGAUCCAGGAAGUGGAGCAAUGUGGAGCACCCAGCAUAGUAGUCAUCUUCAUAGGCAACAAAUGUGAUCUUGAAUCUGACCGUCAAGUGUUGUUUGAAGAUGCAUGUACUCUGGCUGAGCAACGGGGGGCGCUAGCUGCACUAGAAACAUCUGCCAAAAUGGACCAUAAUAUUGAGGAAGCCUUCAUCUUGAUGGCAAAAGAACUCAUUGUAAGAAGCGGAGGGGUGGUCAAUCAGGAGCCCUACUCGGAGUCCCCUUACCCCCUGCUGCACUCCGACUCCCACACCAUAAACCUGGAGGAUCCAUCAGAGAAGAAGCCAUGCAGCUGCUGAGAACAGGUCAAACGCUAGAAUCAUACUGUAGAUAAGCCCUCGGCAUGACGUGGUUGUUAAACAUUUUUCAGAUAUGUCACAAUCCUCAGUUUUGUGCCACUUAAUCUGAGGUUCUGCCAUCAAGUGGAAGAGUUUGACUACUGUGCUUGAUGUUACAGUGGAUUAUGUACGUACAUUCAUCAUCAGGGAAAGGAUUUUUCUUUUUUUAAAUGUUAGCAGUGACUACUCAUAAACACCAUGUAUGUACUUUGUAUUUCAUGUAUUGUUUUUCUGAUUAAUGAAUAAUAUUGGUUCACUUUCAGGAUAACUUUAUACAAAUAAACAAAAGGCGAAAACAAAAAAUUAUAUGCACGUCCAGAACCUGGAAGUAGC